AAAAUGAAUCGAAUAUUGGCAGCCAUUUUCUUUAUGGGAUUAGCUUACGCAGCUUCUCAUUUAGCUUCCGAGAAUGCGUUAGAUUCAUCGGUCGAAGAUGAUUCGCCAUUCUUAGAUCGAUAUUCAGUUCACAGAACUCUCACUACCAAACAAAACAAGAGAGUGCCUCCACAGACAAUGCGCCAUACAAUAGCACGGGUGCUGAUGUUUUUUACGAUGAAUCAAAAGCUGAUGAUCUAUUUCCAUUAUUCGAAAUCAAUUCCCACAAAUAUCGCAUCACUAUAUCUCAAACUAUCCCGAUGGUGAUUGGUAUUGGACUUCUGGUACAAACUUCCAUGACCCAAACAAAUUCAUUUAUAAUUGGAUGUCAAAUAGUACAGUGGUCAAAGACAGCAUUGUAGAAUUCAUCAAGGAUGAACCAAAUGAUUGUAGAGCAGAUUGGUUAAAUGAACGUGAAAAUUGCUUGGAAUAGAACAAUGAUGGAAAGUUCAACGAUAAAUUCUGUAGUCAGAAAAGAAGUUCCAUUUGUGAAAAUUAAGUAUGAAUGCGAAUAAAAGAAAGAGUCUUACGGGAGUAUUACGAACUUUUCCGCA
Contarinia nasturtii (swede midge) is the source of this 593-nucleotide messenger RNA. RefSeq lists its product as uncharacterized. Lineage: Eukaryota; Metazoa; Arthropoda; Insecta; Diptera; Cecidomyiidae. The record is from RefSeq and is a predicted model, not a curated record. The transcript has 4 exons. Bases 4 to 306 code for a protein of 100 amino acids.